This is a messenger RNA of Rosa chinensis, 1347 nucleotides long. Its product is annotated as 12-oxophytodienoate reductase 2. The record is from RefSeq and is a predicted model, not a curated record. Lineage: Eukaryota; Viridiplantae; Streptophyta; Magnoliopsida; Rosales; Rosaceae. Gene Ontology annotation, molecular function: oxidoreductase activity; FMN binding.
AUGUCUGCUCAAGCUCCCACCAUUCCUCUCCUCACUCCUUACAAACUGGGAAAGUUCAAUCUCUCUCAUCGAGUUGUUUUGGCACCCUUGACUAGAUGGAGAUCAUACAACAAUCUUCCUCAACCGCAUGCCAUCUUAUAUUACUCUCAGCGAACAACCAAUGGGGGUCUUUUAAUAGCUGAAGCCAGUGGAGUUUCUGACACAGCUCAAGGGUUUGCGGAUAUGCCUGGUUUAUGGUCAAAGGAACAAGUUGAAGCAUGGAAACCCAUAGUUGAUGCAGUUCAUGCUAAAGGUGGUGUAUUCUUCUGUCAGAUCUGGCAUGCGGGAAGAGUUUCAAAUAGUGGUGCUUUUUCAAACAAAUGGUCAGCUCCAAUUUCUUGUACUGACAAGCCACUAACCCCUCAAGUACUAUCUGAUGGUGUUGACGUUGCUGAAUUCACUCCUCCAAGGCAAUUAAGGACAGAUGAAAUCCCACAAAUUGUCAAUGACUUUAGACUUGCUGCACUGAAUGCAAUCGAAGCAGGCUUUGAUGGGGUUGAAAUUCAUGGAGCUAACGGUUACCUUAUUGAUCAGUUUAUGAAAGACCAAGUUAAUGAUCGAACAGACCAAUAUGGUGGAUCUCUAGAGAAUCGCUGCCGAUUUGCUCUGGAAAUCAUUGAAGCAGUUGUUAACAAGACCGGCCCUGUUAACGAGACAGGAGCAGAUAAAGUUGGAAUUAGAUUAUCUCCAUUUGCCGACUAUAUGGAAUCAGGGGAUUCAAACCCUGAAGCAUUGGGCCUUUAUAUGGUUCAAUCCUUGAACAAAUAUGGGAUUCUGUACUGCCAUGUGAUUGAACCAAGAAUGAAGGAAGCUGCAGUGAAAAGUGAAAGUGCUGACAGUCUUCUACCCACGAGAAAGGCUUUUAAUGGUACCUUCAUUGCUGCUACUUUUAGUGGUACCUUCAUGGCUAAUGGUGGUUUUGAUAGGGAAGAUGGGAACAAUGCAGUGGCUGAGGGUGGUGCGGAUCUUAUUGCUUACGGCCGUUGGUUCUUGUCUAAUCCUGAUUUGCCAAAGAGAUUUGAGUUUAAUGCUCCUCUAAACAAGUGGUAUGCAUAAAUGUGAAUACUUAGAGAGGCAAAAAGUGAAGGAAAGUUUCAGGCAGAGGUUGGCAAACCAGUGAUAGUCAGUCUCACUUAUAUAGUAUGCCUGAGUUGAAGUUCUAAACUGGAAUGUAUCGAGUGUGCAUCUUGUGCCUUGCUGAAAUGUGAACUGAUAUGCGAUUAUCUUAUGUCUCAAUUAAUACAAUUUUGAACAGUUAUAUGAUUCACAUUUAUUUAUAAUCAAAUAUAGAUACAUUAAAGAAGCUCA